This is a messenger RNA of Paramacrobiotus metropolitanus, 2652 nucleotides long. RefSeq lists its product as uncharacterized. The record is from RefSeq and is a predicted model, not a curated record. Bases 235 to 2418 code for a protein of 727 amino acids. NCBI's taxonomy places the organism in Eukaryota, Metazoa, Tardigrada, Eutardigrada, Parachela, Macrobiotidae. The transcript has 6 exons.
CUUUCAGCGUUCAUGUGAAUCCUGAUGUCAGCGCAGCGUUCAUUCCCCAACUGGUGUUUAAAAUUACACUCUCUUGAAUAUAAACCGAAGUUUUCCACUUGGAAUAAUUUUUACCUUUAACGAAUUUUCAAACGACUCUAUUAUUUUCACGUUGAUUCACGUUUGAUGCAACACAACUUUCACGUUGAAUGUUUAACACUGUAACGCGGAAUUGAUUAUUGUUUUGGAUGCGCGAUGGAAGCCUUCACUAAUCAUCUCAACAAGAUGAAGAUCCCGGAGAUCGACACUCCGUUAGAGUCGACUCCCAGCGUGGCCUCCUCGGUGGUGUCCGCGGGGGAAUUCUCCAUUCCUCAGCUGCUGCCACCCGCCGAAGGAAACGCGGCGCAACCGGUGGAGGAACGGGUACAGAUCAAGCAGCCUAACCCGCACGAGCUCAUGGUCGAACGGGUGAUUACGACACAAGCGCCGGAUUUAGCCGCGACGCACAGUGCAGAGUAUGAACCGGAUAAUUCCACGGAGGAGGAGGAUGAACCGGUGGCUGAUGAGCACGGCAGUCAUGGCCAACGAAGGAUGAGCGGUGCGAAGAAGCUCAAGAACAAGCUGAGUAAGGCGUUUAAUAAGGUGUUCCAUACGCAUGUGGGAGAGGAGAAGAAGGAGGAGGAUCUGCAGCAGCAUCAUGCGCCACCCGAAACUGGCAAUCCCGACGACGCCUCCAACAAAGUGACCCUCCACAAAGAAAUCCCGGCCAGCAGCCACGACCAGAACGUGCAGCAGCGCCUGGAGUCCGCCUUCGCCACCGAGGGCCUCAAAGCCUCCCGCGACCCCUCCGAACCCACCACCACCCUCAACCGCUUCGAAGCCCCCGCCACGGCCCCUUGCGCCCCCGCCACCUCCCAUCCCGGGGGCCCCGGCGGCGUCCUGGACCUCGGGCGCAUGAUGGACCUGCAGGACCACCGGGCGCCGCACCUCGAGAACCUCCAAAGCUCCCCCUGCCCGCCGCCGCGCAAAGACAAGAACCCGGAGAAGAGCCCCGAGAAGGUGCCGUAUUCGGUGCGCCGGGCGGAGUUGGCCGCGGCGCUGGACCCGGUGCUGGCGGAUCUGAGCGAGGUGAACUUGAGUCCGUUGCGCCGCGAUUCCCGCCCGCAUGUGCCGGUGUAUACGUCGCCGGAGCCGGUGCAUUUCGACAGUGUGACGGUGCGGGAUCAUGUCGGCGGAGAGGGGCAUCUCAUCCGCUCCAAGGAGAUGUGGAAUCUCCCGGACAAGACCGCCGACGAGCAGCAGCGCCGCUCGCCUAUGCAGGACAUGGAGAAGGAUGGCGCCAAGUUCAGCAGUCAGUUUGUCCGCGUCGGUGAGCACGGCGAUGCGUAUCAAGAGCGACUGGAAAUGGCGCGCGAGAAAUGGAUCAACCCCAUCGCUGCGGCCCCCGGCAUUCCCACCGACAAGUCCAUUAGCAGCUUCCAGAGCGAACCGGAAGUCCUGAUGCGGUCUUUUGAGCGCGUUGAGUCCGACACGGACGUCCUCAAGGAGGGUCAUCACCUGCUGACCGAAAAGAUCAAUUCGCCUAUGGAAAAACCCCGCCUGCAGUCCAACCAGGACCCACUGGAAGAGAUCUCCCAUCUGGCCCGCAAAUUCGUCGCCGAACGUGACGAGCGACCGAGUCGCGGCAGUAACGGCGCCGCCAGCAAUCAACCCCAGACGGCGUACAGUCUGGAUAAAGAGGAAUUCGCCAACCGGAAGCCGAGCGACUCGCCGACCGCUUUUAAGAAGCCGCUGCGUGAGGAGGACAGUGGCGCGGCGCCGGAAGAGACCGGGAUGCGCCCGGUGGAGGAAAUGACGCCGCAGGAGCGAGCCGACCGGAUUGUCGAUAUGGAGACCGAGGGCAACGAUCUGGCGCCCCGCCGUCGAGAUUACCAAGUGGCCAGCACGGUGCCCGGCGACCUGGAGCAGCCGGUCCUGGAAGACCCGAAUCCUCCCGUUCCCGACAUUCCCCGCGAGACCGACCGGCCCGCCCUGGACCGCGCCGACACCCUCGAGGAAUCGCACACCGAGGGCGACGAGAAGUCCCUCGUCAGCAACGUCCUGGAGUCCGUGGAGUCGGUGAUGCACGCCGUCACCGGCAUCUUCCACCGGGACACCCCGGAAGUCCCGCCCGCCGACGCCGACCAUCCCCAACGCACCGGGAUCGUCGACAAGGUCGUGGACAAGAUGUGGGAUGUGUUCACCGCCGGCACCGGGGGCCCGGACGUCCCGGUGCUCCCGGACGUGGAGGAGAAGGCGCCGGAGGUGGCAAAGGAGACCGCGGAGGUGGUGGAGGUGCUGCCGGUGUCCGGGGAGUUCAUCACGGGGCCGGUGAAGGUCCCGGAGGCGGGGCUGAGUGCCGGGCAGCAGCGCCGACAGACGGCGUCGCGGGAUAUAUAGCCAUGAAUUUUUCCUGAUUUUCUCCUGCAAAUUAUGGCUGUUUUUUUAUUAAUCAAAUUAUGGCAGUUAUUUUUGUGUUUCCUGUUUUGAUGUGCUUCCCCUGUUGUGAGCUGCUAUGUUGGCUAAAAUUUAGCCGGUAUUAUUCUUUGGUUUUUAUCUCCGUUUAAUGCUAAACGAAUUCCCGAUUUAAAUACAGUAAAUAAAUGACUAUAAAAUAAAACAUUAUUUCCAGAA